This is a messenger RNA of Necator americanus (New World hookworm), 1308 nucleotides long. RefSeq lists its product as uncharacterized. Bases 1 to 1308 code for a protein of 435 amino acids. Lineage: Eukaryota; Metazoa; Nematoda; Chromadorea; Rhabditida; Ancylostomatidae. Gene Ontology annotation, biological process: peptidyl-tyrosine dephosphorylation. The record is from RefSeq and is a predicted model, not a curated record. Gene Ontology annotation, cellular component: cytoplasm; nucleus. Gene Ontology annotation, molecular function: non-membrane spanning protein tyrosine phosphatase activity. The transcript is spliced from 12 exons.
AUGGACCCUACAAUUCCACCAGAUGAAGACGAAUCUGUUGACCUUAUAAACUUUGAGGUAGAUUUGGAGCAGCAGCAGAGUCAGGAGACCGAAAAGAAGAGGUCCAGUUCUGCACCAAUAUCUCCGGUUGGGAGUCUUCCGGAAAUCAGUAGACUUGAUGGACAUCCCCAGGAAACCGAUAAUGAGAUAUCUGUUAAAUCCAGUCUUAUCCUUUUGUUGGAGGAUUUUCUCAACUACGAAGCAAGUCUGUCUAUGACUGAUUAUAUAAAGCGAUUCUACCAAAUUCGAUUAGAACAAGAAGCACUUCGUUCUGAGGCAGAAUUUUCGUCAAAACACGCUUCUGAAAAUGUACAUGUGAUGCGCAAUCGAUAUAGAGACAUACUUCCAUAUGAUCAUAAUCGAGUUGUUCUAUCGAGGACUGACGAAAAUCCAAACGGUUACAUCAACGCAUCUUUUAUAAGUCUUCCGAAAGGGCAUACCCAUUUCAUUGCUGCUCAAGCUCCGUUAACUGCUACUCUCGAAGAAUGGUGGAAAAUGAUCGAAGAGCAGAAAGUGGUUCUAAUCGUAAUGCUAUGCAAGCUGGUGGAAAUGAGCAAGGUCAAGUGCGAACGUUAUUGGCCAUCGGAAAUCGGACAGAGCCUUAUCUUCGGUUGUUAUGAGAUUACUUUGGAGUCUGAGGAAAGUUUUGCGGACGACGACUAUUUGCUGAGAAGGCUAAAGAUGACCAACCAAAAAACGGGCGAAUCAAGAACAGUCAAUCAACUGCACUACAGAGAAUGGCCUGAUCAUGGCUGUCCAACUGGUGAAAGCCAACUUAUUAACAUGAUAGAGAAAAUGGCAGAAUUCAAAGGAGACUCAGAUGCACCCGUUCUUGUUCAUUGUAGCGCUGGCGUUGGCCGUACCGGUACGAUUAUAUCGGUGAACUACAUAAGAGAGUUGAUCGAGUCGGAAGAAUUGGAUUCGCUUGAUUUGUUCGAGCUUGUUAUGAGUUUGAGAAAACAAAGGGCCAGCAUGGUCCAAACACAAGAUCAGUAUCACUUCGUACAUAAGUGUGUCGCUCAUUAUUGCCGGGAGCGAUUAGGAAUCCCACAUCCUCAACCAAAUGAUAAUUCGAUUACGGAACCUGUCCCUUCUGCCCCUAUUAGUAUGGCCCCUGUCUUUGCCGCGUCCCAACCUGAGAACGGAGGCCCGUUAUUGCAAGAAGAUGACGAAAGCGAUGAGGAGUUCGAGGGCAAUGAUGUUCCGGAUUUUCCCCACGAGCCGCCUGCUCCACGAGGACCAGAAGAGCUGGGCAGCGCGGCAAGUUGA